GCUCAACGCUCGCUCGUUUCAGUGUAGGAAACAUUGAUAACCGUUGAUGGCGACCUAAUGUGACACAGGCCUGCCAGCCCGCCAGUCGGUAGGGUAGCCUUCAUGCGGGUAGUCUAUCUAUCCCGUUCCCAUCGCCAGUUAGGAUAGAUCGUUCAUUGCGCGGCCAAUAAUCGGCCCUGUGUCAGAAGCAAUAGAUUCAAUCGAUCAAGCUCCCUGUAAGCGAGAGAACAAGCAAAGUGUUACCGUACUGAAGUCUGUGCGAUGAUGAUGUAGUGGUCAUCAUUUCGUUCAUAUGUGAGAAUUCACUUUAUCUGAUAGAUGCUACAACAAGGGAAAGAAAUACUGUGCCUUAUUUUCUAUGCUCCAAGAAGAUCGUGUUCAUUCCUGGGGCGAUUUAUUAAUGUGUAAGGUUUGAUUUUCUUGUUUUCGAAGCUCCACACACCGUAUCGCGGUACUGCGAAAAGCAUUAGUACACGAUCAGUUGCUAAUCAUCGGUCCAAGGAUCUAUCUCGCCGUACCCUUCACCAUGUGUUGUGAUGCAUGUGUUGCCGCCUGUUAGACCUGGACUAUGAGUUGUUUGGCACGCGGCAAGUGAGUGUUCAUCCGUCGGACAACAAAAACAAAUCUGGUGAAGCGCAUUGCGAAGAUCAAAGCGAUGUCCGGGUUUUGAGACGAUCGGUGUAUGCCUUUGCGCAUGUACUUGUGAGGCAAGGGCCCUACGGUGCACGGUGUUGUAGCUGUUUUUGUGUACUGUGUUAGAAGAGAUUGUAAAGGUAUUUCGUUUCGGAGUUCACGGUAUGCUAGCGAAGGAAUUGGCAGGGCGCAUACUUAUCAGUACUCCAAGUCCACGCCGAAAUUAAGUGUAGCGUGUAAAUGAAGUUUAAGGCUUUCAACGCGUAAUAUACUUAAGCGAAACAAAUGAAACGUUCCGGGUGAAUAAUCUUUUUGUGUAUGAUUCAUUUAAGCUGAAAGUGAGUGAAAAGUGUUACGAAAGAGAUUGGAAGAUUCGGAACGAAUAUCUGUUGUACAUUGAUUUCGGCACAAACCGGUAGAAAAUGUGCCGCAGGAUAGUUGCCUCCCUUUCUUGCGGGACACUUGCACGAUUUUGUGUUGCAAAAAAAGUUUGGUGAAUUAUUUUAACUAUCCAGCAGAAGGUAGAACGGUUUAUGCGAAGCAAUUUACGGCAGUAUAAUGCUUGAAGCAAUGGCACACAUCAAGUCAAACCAACGUAUUGAAGAUCACCGGAAUCUGAUCGACUGGUCGUUUUAUGCGAACGAGUCGUCCGGUGAGCAAUACUACGAAAUGCCGAUCGAUAUGCGUUUCAACUCGGGGCAUAUACUGUCCAUAAUGGUGUACAGCACGCUGAUGGCGUUUUCAGCUACGGGAAAUAUUACAGUACUUCGAAUUCUCGCCCAACGGAAGGUACGAGCAUCGUCCAGGAUAAAUAUAAUGCUUGCACAUCUGGCGAUAGCGGAUCUUUUGGUAACCUUCCUUAUGAUGCCGCUAGAGAUUGGAUGGGCAUACACGGUUAGAUGGACUGCCGGGGAUAUAAUGUGCCGCGUGAUGGCCUUCUUCCGGACCUUUGGUCUGUACCUUUCCAGCUUCAUUCUAAUCUGCAUAUCAGUAGACAGAUACUUUGCUGUACUGAAACCAUUGAAAGUGCAUGAACAUCGAGCAGUUCUAAUGAUUGCUGCCGCUUGGAUAAUGUCCGGUCUGUGCAGUCUUCCUCAGUCGUUCAUCUUUCAUCUGGAGGUACAUCCAAACAUUACGGGAUACCAACAGUGCGUGACGUACCACUAUUUCGAGGAGGAAAUCUAUCAAAUCAUCUACAACGUUAUGGUUAUGUGCCUGAUGUAUACGGUCCCGCUGAUAGUGAUCCUUUACUGCUAUGGAUCGAUAUACUAUGAAAUAUUUAGUCGCACAAAUCCCAAAAAUUUAGAGAGUUUUCGACGCUCGAGUAUCGAUGUGCUUGGACGAGCAAAGCGAAAGACGUUACGGAUGACUAUCACGAUCGUGAUCGUGUUUGUAGUUUGCUGGACGCCUUACUACGUUAUGUCACUCUGGUACUGGUUAGAUAAGGAAUCGGCCAAGAAUGUUGACCAGCGAAUACAGAAGGGUUUGUUCCUGUUCGCCAGCACGAACAGCUGCAUGAACCCGGUAGUGUACGGUAUUUACAAUGUGCGAAAGAAACACACCAACAAACAUCUGAAGGUGCAGGAAAAAAGUUGUGGAAGCCAUCUUACGAUGAAAGUGUAACUCCCAACCAAGUGUUCAAUGUGUGACUGUGUUUUGUUUUUUUGUAUCCGAGGUUAUGAUUUAAUGCAAGCUAUAGUUUAAACAUCUUAACUAUAAAACAUCUAAAGCAUAGAGGAAUUUUGUGUAAAGUGUUGUUCGAAAUAAAUCCAUAACUCAUGGACGUAAGGGUGGAUCGCUACUCAACUAAACUA
Molecule: messenger RNA, 2447 nt
Organism: Anopheles funestus (African malaria mosquito)
Lineage: Eukaryota; Metazoa; Arthropoda; Insecta; Diptera; Culicidae
Gene: AkhR
Product: adipokinetic hormone/corazonin-related peptide receptor variant I
Exons: 7
Coding region: 1192-2256 (354 amino acids)
Biological process (GO): G protein-coupled receptor signaling pathway
Cellular component (GO): membrane
Molecular function (GO): adipokinetic hormone receptor activity; vasopressin receptor activity; peptide binding
Source: RefSeq, a predicted model, not a curated record